AUGGAAGACAGUCAGUAUGUGGCUAUGGAACGUCAAAGUCCUCACUCUGAUAGCCUCUCGGGACUUCAUACAGCUUGGAUGGAUGAUGAACAGCUUAAUAGUUUGGUCAUCAUGGAUGUUUACUCCGAUGCCUUGUCGCCCAGAGCCUCGAGUAGUAGUCAAGACUGUAUCAAUAUGGUAAAAAGCGGUGAGAAAUCGACUGCAAUUGAUUCAGUGCUUUCGACGGAGUUCGGAGACUAUGACUCUCAUCUAUUGGAUGCAGCACUUGAUCUUCCCAUGGAUACGGAACUUUCACCUAUUCUAGAGUCUUUUGCAGAAACUGCAGUGGCUAUGAAUCCAAUCAAGGUACGACAAAGAUACUUGAAGAGUCCUAAGUCACGUAGGACGACCGGUUCUGCGAUGACAAGAACAACUACAGUGACGACGACACCACGACGGGCUAGAAAGAUGGAGAGUAACGAGACUAGAGAACAAGCCGCACUGGUUGGUGCCACGAAGCGACCUAGAACGAGAAGUUCGUUGUGGCAAGAACAAGAGCAGAGCACUUUUUACGCCUUAUUCAAGGUCAAAUGGCCGCCCAUACCAGAAGGCAAGCCGUUGCCUCCAUUUAGCUCGCUAUUGCUGCAACGAUUUGAUGUUAUUAGCACGAAGAUUCGGACCAAGAGUGUAAUGGAGGUGAGACAGUUCUACACGACAGUAAUGCAGAAUAUUUAUGAGAUGCUGGCAGUUGUGGACAACGAUGUUGACUUGACAAAUCCGGACCAAGUGCGCAUAGCUGUGUGGUGCUGGAGCAAACUUAUGGCUGACAAAAAGCACCGUGAACAAUUUCAAAGCUUUAGUUCGAAGCCUGCGUCAGCGAAGGUCAAACUAGCCAAUGUGUUGCUGCAGUCCAUUAUUCGUAGUCGCCGUCAAAUGCUCAAAGCAAAGUCGGAAAAGUCGACACUAAGUAGCAACGCCCUAGCACCAGGUCUGACUUCCAUCUCGGCGUGGGUAUCAAGGUCAAACCUUAGCUCUUUUUUUAGUAAAAAGGACGUUCCGUGUUUAGAGGUCUCAACAGCCAAGAUUCAUCACCCCAUGGUGCGGAAGAAACAUUUUGCUUUGCACCGCGAGGUCGCGGAAGCGUCUUCUGCUAGUGCCGUCUCGGUGUACGAGAAUGCGAAAAAGGUGUUGUCUUUGCCAGCUUUGCAACACAUCCGCGGUGAAUCACCAAGAGGAGCAACACUGAAACGCACGCGCAGCGUGUUCCAGGACCGUUGCCUCUCUGUGAAGAGCCGCCGACCUGAAAUUGGAGCUGCAUCUUUAUCAAGCCCACCUCAAAUGAAAAAGAGUUCUCGAUUGUGUACGCGAAAUGGCGCUGUGUUUCAUACACCGCAGCACUCGUCGCGAAGAAAGGUUUGUAUCAAGAUGCGCAUGGUUCCUCGGGACAAGCGAACCAAGAUAGACUUGGUGCGUUGCGGCUGCAGGCCAAAGGUGGAGCUGAAAUUGUCGUCGACGAAGAAGAUUUCAGAAAUUACGGAGCAUAUGAGCAGGAAGUGGGCCAAAGUACGUCCUCUUUUGCCGAAGGAGGCAGUAUUGUGCUUUUUUCAGAAAAGCGGCACUUACAAGUGGUCUAAAGAAGGCUCAAACGUGACCUGUUUUGACAUCUGGAAACUAUCUGGAAAACAAAUCAACGGUGAAAAAGUGGUUGAUGUAUCUUACGUGUGGCUGGUGCCGGAGAAAAUGAGCAUUUUUACUGAUAACGAAUAUGUUCAAGCGCAAAAUUCAAUGUGCUUGCCGACGCCGUCCGGACUUUGCUCAAAGGAAAUGUGUUCUUCAGCCAAGCAAUUGCCAAGCAGCAGUGAAGAAAAUGAGGCCAGACAGUUACUUUCUACCCGUGACUUACAAGAAAUAAGCGAGGAAGUUGCAUUUGAUCCUAGCAUUACCGCAGGAACCGAGGAAGCAUUUGCUUUUGAAGUAGUAAAUAGCGACAGGUGUCCAGAUCUUUGUGAGAAGUUUAGCGUGGCAACAGGUCGUCUGCGACGGCGCAUUAAGCCGGUGCUAGUUUCAAAAGAAGAGUUCAAUAUCUAA
Peronospora belbahrii is the source of this 2067-nucleotide messenger RNA. Lineage: Eukaryota; Oomycota; Peronosporomycetes; Peronosporales; Peronosporaceae. The record is from the annotation of a GenBank genome assembly.